Messenger RNA from Enterobius vermicularis (human pinworm), 369 nucleotides. Lineage: Eukaryota; Metazoa; Nematoda; Chromadorea; Rhabditida; Oxyuridae. The record is from the annotation of a GenBank genome assembly.
AUGCUUUGCGUUGACGGUGUACUGAGAAAGCAUGAUUCUGUGAAAGCAGAGUGUAUAGAUGUGAUGCUCAGCGAAAUGGAGCACGUUGCUCCAGGAUCUUCAGACAGGUGGCUUGAGAAAGCAGAAACGUUUUUCGAAGCAAAAUUCUAUAAUGCCGAAAGAGUUGUUAAAGAAGUAAUGGAAGAGCAAAGCAAAUGUAGACGUUUUACCGGCAUUGGUUCUGCUUCUUAUGUUGUUGCAGGAAUAGCAUCAGCAAGUUCAGCGGUAGACGGACCUGCACUUGCUGUUACAGGAGCUAUUGCUCUUGGCGCACUUGGCCUGGGAGGCCUUUUUAAUGCUCUAGCUGAUAAGAAGAAGCAGAAAGCGUAA